GUCGAAAAGCAAGUACGCAGCCCCAAUGAGAGCAGCGAAGGCGCUCCUGUUGUUGCUCGCCAUGCUUGUCGCCAUGGCGACAACACUUGCACGCCCACAUCAUUGGACGCCGGAUACGUAUCCAAAUCCUCACAAAACUCCUGGAGCCUGCCAACGGCAAAACCAGACGGGUUGGGUGUGUGAUCCGGACAAAGUUCUGUCCUUCGAAAGCGCCAAUGCCGUCGACGCGCUCCUGCGGCGGGUAGCAACCGGCGCCAAGCCUUUCACACAGGCAGCAUGCGGAUCCUCAGGACUCGAGGGCUUCCCGCUCGCGGUCGCGCUCAUGCAUCGCAUGUACACCACACCCGAC
Astrephomene gubernaculifera is the source of this 349-nucleotide messenger RNA. The record is from the annotation of a GenBank genome assembly. Lineage: Eukaryota; Viridiplantae; Chlorophyta; Chlorophyceae; Chlamydomonadales; Astrephomenaceae.